CGGUUACGUCGCGAUUGUUAUUAUGUCGACAUCGAAACAUUCUAAGCGUUCGCGGUCGCCCGGAAAGUAUAAGGACGAAACACUUACUCUUCUGCGUAGGCUAGAGCGUCGGAUGGAUGCUUUCGAACGCAAAAGCUUUAAGAAAAGAAAGCGGUUGCCCUCUUCCGAUUCCAGUUCUGGGGAUUAUCCAACACCCCAAAAACGCGUUACUUUAGACUCGGAUUCCGAUGCGAGUGCACGCAGUGCUUUCUCCGAAGAUGACUUAAAUCAAGUGGAAGGCGACGACGUAGAGGAAGUACCGGCGCCACCAUCAACCUUGAACCAGGAUGUGCUAUCUAUACUCGGAAAUGAUUCGCAAUCCGAUAGUGUUAAAGGUCCACCUAUUCAGCAAGAAGUUACUGAAAGAUGGAUUAAUAUUUUUAAGCGGGGGCUGUCUGAGGACAAAUGUGUCGAAUUAAUUCAGAAAUACCCUUCUCCCGAAAACGCGGGGUUUUGGGACGCACCGAAGCUGAAUCUGGUAGUAAAACACGCCGUGACGGAUUCGGUGGAGAAACGAGAUUUUCGCCUUGCAAAAUUACAAACGCAGAUAAGCUCUGGUUUAGCAGCUAUAGGUUUAGCGCUUACACAGUUAAUCAACAAGGAAGGGGAUGAGUUUAAGCCACUCAUCGAACAAUUAAGUGAUGCGGGACGCUUACUCGCGGAUGUGCAUCAUCGAGAAAGUGUUUCCCGAAAGGAAUUAAUUUCCUUGAAUUUGAAUAGGGAUUGGAAGGAUACAGUCGCUGAAACCGCGAUAGAUUCUUGGUUAUUUGGCGAGAAUUUGGAAGAAAACUUAAAAUCGGCAAAGAAUUUGAAAAUUUCUUCCAACCAGCUGAAAUCCGUAAAGACAUUCCCUAAAAAAGUAAUUCACAGACCGGCGUUAAACUUCAAAGGUCCACCCCAAAAUCGUCAGGCGAAGGGGCAGGGUGGACGACAUCGGCAAGUCCCCACCAGCAGCAACAGCCAGUCAAGAACGGGGAGACGCAUGAAUCUGAUGAAUCGAGAUCCUCAGGGACAUCGGCGCCAUCUGUACAAGGAAACGAAAUACCAUCGCUUUUAGAGGUAAGAAGAACCGCAGGACGAUUAAGACAUUUCAUAACUUUCUGGAAAGAGUUAACAAAUGAUAAAGUGUUAUUAUCGUGGUUGAAAGGAUUUCGUUUACCUUUCGCUAAAACACCAGUUCAAAGGUACAUUUCGGUGGAGCCAACAUACUCUGCGUCCGAGAAAGCUGAAAUUGCAAGGGCAAUUCAGAAAUUGCUACAAAAAGGUGCAAUUUCGAUUGUUAAAGCAUGUAAAAAUCAGUUCGUUUCAAAUGUGUUUGUGGCUCCUAAACCGGAUGGCACCUGGAGAUUAAUUGUGAAUCUGAAACACUUUAAUCAAUUUGUAAAAACUGACCAUUUUAAAUUAGAGGACCAUAAAACUGUUAAUAAUAUAAUUACAGCUGGUUGCUUUUUAGCUAAAUUAGAUUUGCAAGACGCGUAUCAUUUAAUUCCCAUUCAUAAGAGUGACAGGAAGUACUUACGUUUCACUUUUAGUGGAAUAUUGUACGAAUAUAACUGCUUAUCUUUCGGGUUGAAUUGCGCGCCUAUGUUGUUCACGAAGGUCA
Photinus pyralis (common eastern firefly) is the source of this 1642-nucleotide messenger RNA. RefSeq lists its product as uncharacterized. Bases 23 to 1096 code for a protein of 357 amino acids. The record is from RefSeq and is a predicted model, not a curated record. The transcript has 2 exons. NCBI's taxonomy places the organism in Eukaryota, Metazoa, Arthropoda, Insecta, Coleoptera, Lampyridae.